Molecule: messenger RNA, 2292 nt
Organism: Didymodactylos carnosus
Lineage: Eukaryota; Metazoa; Rotifera; Eurotatoria; Philodinida; Philodinidae
Source: the annotation of a GenBank genome assembly
GUUCCAGAAUAAAUCGGUCACUUAGUAUUUUGCUCAUAUCUUAGUUGAAUUGUAUCCCCUAAGCUUUGUUGUUUUCUUAAAAGAUGUGCCGUAAAAUUCUCUACAAAAAAUAUAUUAAACAUUUUUCGGUUUCGUGAAGGUCGCGAAGAAGUUGAAGAUGAAGCACGACCUGGCAGACCAGUCACCGAAACAACAACUGAAAAUAUUGAACAAAUCCGUCGUCUUAUCGAUGAUGAUCCUUUUAGUACAAUUGAAGAAUUGCAGGAACAAACUGGCUUAAGCCUUGAUCAAGGUUCAAAAAAACAUUCAAUCUGUUGUCUUUUCCAACGUAUCGUUUUUUCUAUCAUCCAUUUCUUGGUACCAAGUUUUGGUUGGUAUCUUCAAUGGGAUGGCAGUGUUCAAUCCUUGAACGCAAAGCCAAGAAUUGGUCGACCACGCACAUUAACAAGCGAAGAAGUGGAACGUUAUGUAUUGGAUUUUGUUAAAACGAUGAAUGAUCAGUAUAAACCCGUUGAUUACAAGAUGGUACAAACACAUGUUGAAGUUUCAUUGAAUCGAAAAGUACCACUAGCAACGAUCAAGAGAUACGGCAAAAUGGAAUGUGGUAUCAAUAUCAAAGACAGAAAAACUCAUGAAAUAACAUGUCGUGAUGUUGAUGAAGAUCAUUGGAAUGAAGUUGGAAAAUUUCGAAAAUUUUUACAGCGAAUUAGCAAUGAUCGAUUGAUAUUUCUCGAUGAAAUAGCCGUCUAUGGUACAAUGCCUCCUCUUCGAACGCUUGUCGCUCCUGAACAUCAAUCUUUCAUUAUUGUUGAUAAACCAGCAGCUUAUGCUGAUCGCUUUGAUUUCAUCGGUGCUAUUAAUGGAUCGAAACCAAUAGCUUGUAUGACUUUAACUCCUGCUGAUCGCAAAGCUAAAAAUAUCCAAGGUGUAAGAAAAGAAGUUAUAAAUGAAUGGAUUGUUAAAUCUUUGGCACCAGUCAUUAAUCGAUUAAAUAUCCAUGACAUGCAUUUGGUUUGUGAUAAAAGCCGAUCGCAUAAUAAGGCAGAUAUGAUGCAAGCAUUUAUGAUGGGAAAGUGUAAAUCAGUUAUAGAUGUUCAUCAUAUGCCAACAGCAUCAGCGAAAUACAUAUCUCCAUUAGAUAAUCCAAUUUGGCAUUCAUUUAGAGAAACUGUUCGAAAACAGCAUCCAUUGACAACAUCGAAUACUUCAAUACAUCAAUACUUUCACGGACUUUUUUUUCAUUGUCAAAAGAUCAAAUCAGUUGUGCCUAUCAAUCCUCGUGACGAGGUUAGGAAAGCCAAGGGCGAAAGAAAGGUAUGGCGAUUAUGCGGUUUGUCAAUCUAUGAAAUUCUGAGUAUAAUAACGAGUGCCGGUGUCUCGAUAGCCCUUGGUGUUUAUACAUUUGUCAGCUCGGCUGAAGAUCAAAAGACAAGUGAGAAAAAUCGACAAGCUGAUCUGGAUACUGCGCGUUUGUUGAGACAACAGCAACUGUACGAUGGAUUUAUUACUGAGAUGUAUAGAUUACACAGACAUGGUGAACUAAGUACAGAAGCAAUUCCAUGGGUAUUUGCUAAUGCACGCUAUAGAGCUGCACAUUCACAAUUCGAUGCAGAACGUCAAGAACUCUGUCUUAUAUUUCUAAAAGAACGUAGAUUAAUUGGAAUAAAUGAAAAAGUCAUUGACCCAACUGCUUCUCUUAGUCUUCGUCAAACAUUCAUUCUUUCGUCUAAAUAUCCGUCACACCUAAUCAGAUUGGAUGGACUAAACUUUGAUAACCUUCAGCUAAAAAGCUACACUCCAAAUAUAUUUAAAUUAGACAUGCAAGGUGUCAAGUUCGACAAAGUACGUCUCUUGAACACAUCCUUUGAUCAUGUUGACCUUACAAAUGCAACUUUCGAAGGAUCUGGUAUUGAACAGACGAACUUUGUUCAAUCAUCUUUAGUCGAAACAGAAUUUAAUGGCACAAAUUUGACGCAAACCAGUUUUGCCGGUUGUGACUUACAUCGAGUUGAAUUCAAUGACGCUAUACUUCAUCACAUAAACUUUCGAAAGUCUGAUCUAAGCGGUGCACAGUUUGUCAGAUCGAAUGUUACAACCGUUGAUUUUAGCGAAGUACAGUUACAGGAUGUAUUGUUUAGUGAUACAAAACUGACAAACUCAAACUUUGGUACAGCGGUUUUCGUAAACGUGACUUUUAAGAAUGUAGUUUUUGAAAACACACCGCUUACACAAGAACAAAUGAAUUCGGCAGUGAUACUGGGAAGCACAACACCUGUGCCAACUACAGGUUAG